ACACACGAGGAUAGACAGUUUCUACCAUUUUCAUCUCUGUGUUAUCUUAGUUUCUGUUAUUGUUAAGUGAAUGUUGGGAUGGGAACUUGGAGGAGAAAGGACUCACGGCGUUGCUGGAUGACACCGGAGAUCAACCAACUUCCGAAGGCAGCAUACCUCUGUCCCCACAAUGGCUUUUCUCUUAAGUGGCUGAUCCUAAGAUGUUACCUUGUGGAGUAUCUGCGGAUACAAGAGCAUUGAAUUUGCCCCAGGGAACAUCCGUUGACUCCAAUCUGAAAUAUAGUUGGCGAUUAGAUGGUUCUCAGGACAAGAAAGAAUGGAGGACUGUACCUGAUCUUGAAAGCAGUCGUCACUGGCGUGAAGAGGAGAGAGAAACUAGUUUACUUGGCUGAAGAGAUCACAGAAAAGAACACCGUCGCACUUGUAUUUCUUCAACAAUGGAUGUUCCUGAAAAUAGGAACUUGUUGUCUUCAGAGCUACGGCAAGAUGUUAGUAGUCGUAGUUCAGGGCAUGAAUCUCGAAGAGACAAGUGGUCUUUGAGAUGGGGUCUUGAAGAAAAAGAAAAAGAUUCUCGAAAUGAAAAGUGGACAGAUACUAUGAAGGAAGAUGCUUCUGAGAAACAAGCUCUUGCUAGUGGGGGACGCUUAGCUUCUGAGCGUGAGAAUGAUUCUCGUGAUAAAUGGAGACCGCGUCAUCGUUUGGAAGUUCAUACAGGUGGGUCCACUUCUUACCACAGUGCUCCAGGAUUCAGUUUGGACAGGGGACGAGUGGAGAGAUCAAAUGUGGGUUUUACAGUAGGACGAGGGAAGCCACAAUCUGUUUCUGUUAUUGGAGCUCAUCCUGUGGAUAAAAACAAGACCUUUAAUGCAUAUUGCUACCCAAGAGGAAAACUCCUUGACAUUUACUGCAAGCAAAAGACAGUUUUGAAUUUUGACACCCUACCUGAUGAGAUGUAUCAUUCAUCAACAAUAACACAAAAGGAAAUCGUUGAGCCUUUGGCUUUUGUUCCUCCUGAUGCAGAGGAAGAGGCUAUUCUUGGAGAUAUAUGGAAAGGAAAAACUACCAGCAGUGAUGUGAUCUGUGACUCAUUUCAGGACACAAGCGAAGAAAAACAAUGUUUCUCAGUUAACAGGGAGGAUAGUGCUGAAUCUGGUGAGAAGGCUGCUGUAAACAGUAAUUAUCAAGGGAAUCAUGCAGAGACAUUUUAUGGGUCAGAUUCAUGGAUGAUUAUGACGAAGGAAAUGAAUGGAUCAAAAGGUGGACCAAGAUAUGUGGCACCAUCUGAUAUUGAUGUAACCAAUGCUUUGGGGUUAGAUAGGGAGAUUGAUGGUUCCGCAAAUUACAUGGAUGAAUUAAAAUCUUUCCAUUAUCGACCAGUAGCUGAUAUGAAAAAGGAAAAGGACUCUAACGUGAAGGACACUGAAUCAUCCAUGCAAUUUGGAAUGGGUACUGGUCUCCCUGAUGGGUCAGGCUCUCUAUUUGGUUUUCAGUUACUGCAUAUUACUCUUGGCCAUAACCAGAUAAAUGUUGAGGAAAAUAACGAGUCACAUUCACCGGAAAGUAUUACCCCUCCCGAGGAAUUGAAUUUGUGCUAUCUUGAUCCACAAGGGGUAGGUCAGGGAUCAUAUCUGGGGAUUGACAUAAUUUCAUGGUUUGAGCAAGGUUAUUUUGGUACAGACUUACCUGUUCGAUUGGAAAAUGCUCCUGGUGGAUAGCCUUUCCAAGAACUUGGUGAAGUGAUGCCUCACCUAAGGAUGAAUUCUGGUUCCGCCUCUGGUGUUAGUGCAGUUACAAGAAAGAAGAUACCUGAUCAUUUUGA
Molecule: messenger RNA, 1819 nt
Organism: Hibiscus syriacus
Lineage: Eukaryota; Viridiplantae; Streptophyta; Magnoliopsida; Malvales; Malvaceae
Product: protein ESSENTIAL FOR POTEXVIRUS ACCUMULATION 1-like
Exons: 6
Coding region: 438-1715 (425 amino acids)
Molecular function (GO): protein binding
Source: RefSeq, a predicted model, not a curated record